Molecule: messenger RNA, 671 nt
Organism: Drosophila suzukii
Lineage: Eukaryota; Metazoa; Arthropoda; Insecta; Diptera; Drosophilidae
Gene: BaraC
Product: Baramicin C
Source: RefSeq, a predicted model, not a curated record
UCUCGCGGUUCGUAUAAAUAGAUUUCGAAUUACCAGACUGCUCUCAGUUGAAAUUGAGCUCAGUGACUGGAAACUGCAUCAUGAGAACGACGUUUGUUUUGAUUAUUUUUGUUGUGAGCAGUUUUUUAGCCGCCACAAAUGCGCAGCAGAAUUAUGAUGGAAGAAAUGGCCCCCACCAAUUCGGAACACCUGGAAACGAGAUCUAUAUAAGGGGUCAAAACGAAGGACCCUACACAGUUCCCGGCGUGGGCGGUACCUUCCAGAAUUCACCCGCAAGUGGUCAACAUGUUUACACCGAUGAACAGGGGAAUACCUACACUCACACUCAUUCUUCAACGACGAAUGAAAUGAUUUCGGCUUCUUCACCUUUGGGAUUCAGCGCGGGCGGCGUCUUACUUUUGUUACUCAGUUUAAUUACCAUUUAAUUGGCUGUUUAAAUUUCAAAUUUUCCAAUUUAUUAAUUAAGCACAGUGUUUAUCGUUACCCUCCAUAGAAAUUCACUUUUAAAUGUGCGUACAUUUAAAUGUAGUAGCGCUUUUUAAUUUAGUCUGAGUAUACUUACACAUAUACACCUUUUGGGUAAAUAAUCCCAUUAUGCAUACCAAUUUUUAGAAACAAUGCAAUUGCUAAUACAAAAAAAUACAUUAAUUUUUUGUAGAACAUUCAAAAAA